Molecule: messenger RNA, 2313 nt
Organism: Ambispora gerdemannii
Lineage: Eukaryota; Fungi; Glomeromycota; Glomeromycetes; Archaeosporales; Ambisporaceae
Source: the annotation of a GenBank genome assembly
AUGGCUCAGCGAGCUAUUUUCCGCUUAGAAGCCGAAUUAGGCGACGCCCUUAGUGAAGAACAAAAACAAGACUUAACCAACCAAAUAUUUACGGCGACCGAAAAUUACUGGAAGGAAGAAACUAAUCCGGGUAGCAUUAGUAGUGAAAUUAAAAGUUUAGAAACCACCGCCUUAACAGCAUUACAAGAAGAAAUAGAAAAUGAAGAACCGAGUAGGGAAGGAGAAAAAACAAAAGCCUAUAAAUUAAGCGGAGACCUAGCCGGAAUUGCUAAGGAGUUUGCUGCUCUUGAUUUUAACCAGCAAGAAGAACAAAAACUAAACGCAAUUUUCGUGGCUCGGAAAAAGGCUCAGGAAGGCAUUCCUGAGGAAGAAACUAAUGAGGAAAGUGGGUCGUCAGCCCUCAGUGAGGUAGAUACGGGUGAGGAAAGUGAACUUGAUAAAUCCGGAAUUCCUGCCUCCUCUGACCUCCUAGUUAAGUUUAGCAAAUUAGAAAAACAAGAAUUUAAACCACGACGAAAAAUAGUCGAUAACCAAGGAACCGAACGAGGCUUGGAUAAUCAAUUAUACCUUUUCUUUAAGUUAGAAAGUCCGGUUAACUACCGAGGAAAUGAAUACGAAACCUGCCAAUUAAUUGUCGAUUUACCUUCAUCAGAACCAACAAUAAGUAGGAAUGCUUUGCUAAAUUUUGAUGAAAUGUUAUUUGCUCUUAAAUUUAACUUAACGGUCAAAAUAGAUGAGUUUUCGGUGGCAGAAGCGGAAACCAACUCUGACCAAAAAAUACUAGCUAUUACGGCUCAGAAUCCGGGGGCUAUUCAAGAAACGAUUGUGGCUAACUCGAAUCAACUUUACUUCAAUCUUGAUGGUUCAUCAACUAUCGAGGAAUUAGAAAACCGCGAGAAUGCUAACUUCUUUUUUACCUACCAAGGAGAAAAAUCAUUCUCAGAACAAAAUAUAAAAAGUGGUGCAAAAUUAUUUAGCAAUUUGACCGUAAAAUCUUCUGAACCGCUCCGAAUUGCGAAUAGUGUUUUUGCUGAUUGUUUUUAUUUUACUAUUACUACGUCUGCUUCCAGCGAGGAGGAAUUGAAAAAUAUUAAUUUCCUAACCGCCAAUGAGGUAGGCAAAGAGUAUUUAUUUAGUAUUAAUUUAGCAGAUAUCAGAAUUGGUGUCUAUAAAUCUAUUGAAGAAGUUAAUAAUUCUUAUUUUCUGCUCCAAAGUGAAGACGACAGCGAGUUAAUUAUUCCUUUCCUAGUCAGUGAGGUGAACGGUCUUGCUUCCAAUGAAUUCUUAAAAACAGCGGCGGAAGAAUUUCAAAUUGCCAUUCCGUCCAGAGGAGUCCGAGCUAAAACCCCGCACGAGCUGGUGGCUCAAAGAUGUAAACUUGAGAUAGAGGAUUUUAUUGAAGAAGUUAGUUUGGAGGGAAAACAACUGAUAGAUGAGGAAAAUAAAGAGUUUUUGAAAGAUUUUGACAGUUAUCAAUCACACCAAAGAAGAGAUGGCAGUGAGAAAGUAUCAACCGAAGUCAAGAAAGAAGAAAUUUUGGAGUGGAAAGAAGCCGGAUUUACUCCCCAACAAACGAAAAUCCUAUUAGAAGAAUUAGCAAAAAAACCGGCGGGAGAGAGUGAGAUUGAAUUAAUAGAACCAAGUCCGGAGAAUAUCGAAAGAAUAGAGUUGCAAAAGAAAUUAAAUAAUUUAGUUGAAUUUGCUCCGGGUAGUGGUCGGUCUGGCAACCCCCUUGAUGUCGUGAAGGAAAAAAACCUUAACCCCUAUUUAACCGACGACCAGCAACUAAAAUUUGCGGAACUGCGAACCAAAGUAGAUACUCAACUCAAAAAAAUAGAAAAUGCUGAGGAGUUUAAUGACGACACCGCGACUUUAUUUUGUCAGUCCAGCGAAAUUGGUGAGGAAUUGGAAAAAUUUUUUGAGUAUGGUGAUAGAGAGGAAUUACUAAAAGAUUAUAAGGGAGAUGUGGAUAUUGCUAGUGCGGUGAUUGAUAAAGAAUGUGAAAGAAUAGCUUUUUUGAUUGAAAAAAUGAACACCAAAAAUGAUUUACUGGCCGCGGCUAAAAAUUAUUAUCUGAAAAAACUCGCGGAAACCAAAGCCGAAUUGACGGAGGAAACUAAAAAAGAAUGGGAAGAAGUUAUUAGUGAAAGUAAAAGAAUGGGAAGUAUUGUGCAUUAUUGGGAUUACAAUAUUCUUCCGGAAAUAGCCGAAAAAAAGAUAACUUUCCAAGCGACUGACAUUAAAUUUCUUGGUGAGGAGAAUAAGGAGAGAAAUCGCCAAAUUGAAUUUACGCUUCAACCGGGAACUGGCUGA